UACAUGUAACCGUCUAUGGUUUCUGCAAUGGUAUUUGUAUGCAAAGCACAGAUGGAAAUGAGAAUACAGCUUUCGGAAGAGUUCUAUGGAUUAUUAAUGAAUUUGUAAAGUUAAAUGGAGGACAAAAAUGAGGAGCGAUAGAUUGAAAAUUGUGUUUGUGUUGUGUCUCGCCUUCGUCACUUCAGGAGGAAAAUAUUUUGAAAGUAAAGUGGCGCAGUUAAUCCGAGAUGAAACGGAGGAUAUUAAAUGUUUUGUGGAGGGAAAAAAGGACUUCACUUGCUUCUGGGAAGAGGAGGACGGGACGAAUUAUUCACAAGAUAACUAUACCUUCACAUAUACAUACAUGAAUGAGAACAAGAUGGAUUGUGCGGUUUCAUCGUUGUUUUUACUGAGCAGUAACAGAAGUGUCUUCUUCUGCAAACUGCCCAAAGCCCUGUUCUUCACCUCUCUGGAUGUGCAGGUCCUCCGUGAUGGUCAGAUGCUGUAUAAUCGUAGCCUCAGUGUUGAGAACAUCUUGUUGACUGAUCCUCCCAGAAACGUCACGGUCUGGAGCUCGGGGAAGGAAGGGCAGCUGAACGUGAGCUGGCUGCCUCCUGCAGUCAAAUACAUAGACGACAGUUUGAUUUAUGAGGUCAGAUACGCCAUGGAGGAAAGUCACAUGGGCAAGGUGGAGGAGACCAAAGCCAGCACCAUGCUGGUUUUGCGUGGUUUACAGCCUGACACCAGAUACAAGGUGUGGGUCCGUGUCAAACCGGACGGCGUUUCUUAUAAAGGCUACUGGAGUUCUUGGACCAGUCCAGUGAUUGCAGUCACACCACCUGGAAGCAUGGAUCCGCUGAUUGUACUGCUGGUGGUUUUUAUCAUACUGAUCCUCUGUCUCCUCUCUAUGACUGUGAUUCUGUCCCACCACAAGUUUCUUCUGAAGAAACUGUGGCCUGACAUCCCAACACCAGAGCACAAGUUUCCAGGUCUUUUUACUGUCUAUAAAGGGGAUUUUAAGGAGUGGAUGAGCCAGAACAGCGGCAACAUGUGGGCAAGAUCAGUCCACAUGUACACAGAAGAGCUUCCUUCCCCGUUGGAGGUGUUAUCUGAGGUCAGUCUGUCCCCAUUAGACGAGAGGAAGCUUGUGCAGGACGAGGACCAGCGUUCCGACUCGGGGCUGACAGAGCCUCCUCAUUGGCUCAUGGAGCAGCUGAGGGCGCUUCAAGAAAACCCUGAAUCCCUCUCUCGGUCCACGCUACUGCAGUCCCAUGACACCUACAUCACUUUAAACCACAGCUCUGGUGGUCAGCGGGAGGAAGAUGUUUUUGAGGAAACGCUACCAUUGCAAACGCUUUUCACCAGCGCAGGAACAUCCUCUCUAAACGCCUCGCACUCAGAUCUGGGUUCACUCCGGCAGAGCUCUGGGUCAGGCCGGCUGUCCUCGCAGUCUAGCUUUGAGGAUCCCAACCACCCGUGGUCCCCGAAAGGGCCGGGAUACGCUUAUAUGGCUGUGGCGGAUUCAGGGGUGUCUAUGGAUUACAGUCCGAUGAGCUCCAGCCGGAUCAUCGAGAUCGGGAAACGCGGCUUUUACGCCAACGAAUACAAAAACGAGAUCUUUGGAUACAAGUGGCCGUUCUCCGGUCAACACGUCCAGUCUGGAUACUGACACGUUGUUUAAAACAUGAGGUUUAAAGGAAUGGUUCACACAAAAACACGAAAAUUACUUCAUAGUUUACUUACUCUCAAGCUAUUCUCUGUGUAUAUGACGUAGAUGAUUCACUGACUUCUAUUGGUGGCCGAAUGUAAAGCCUUAAUUUAAGCUGCAUUCACACUACAAGCGACUCACAAUGCCAAAGCUACAAGCAACCAUUCAUUUCACUGGAGAGCGAGCAACUUCUGUUGACCUCCGUCUACGCAAUCGACAUCAACCGUUGGCAUGUUGAGUGAUAAAACAAAUUUGAGAAUCCUUAUGCCGCGUUCACAUCAGACAUGGAUGAAGCGUCAAGCGUGAGUGAUUUAGGUGUUAAGUCAAUGCAAAGACGUAAAUAGACAUCCUGUGGCGCGAACGACGCACUUUGUGCGAAUGAAGUGGAGUUUAGCGUGUUUGACAACUAUCGAGUUGGAAAAUAUGAACUUCAGCGGACAUUCACGUUGCGUUAACCAAUCAGGAGCUUUCUCUUGUAGGGGCAUGACUAUGACGUAGUGCCUGUUGUUGGUGUCUCGAGUGAAAUCCUCUUGUUGACACCAGACAACAGUUCAUCAAACUGGGCUUGGCUCAGUCUGAACUACUCCUGAAAGCCUCCAUCAUCCAGGUAAAGUUUCUAGAGGUGUUAAAACUCACAGUGCUAGGUGCACCUCUAACAGUAUCUAGUGGACUAAGACACGGCGCCGAACAAAUCUAUGCUGUUUUUUAGCAUUCCGAAAGCUCAUAAAGCACAGCUACUCUCUCAAUAAAAUCCAUGUUAGCCAUUUAGCAACAAAGCUGGAGUCACCAGGCAGACAAAAGCCCUGCCCAUGAUGCGACUCUUGAUCUUCAAUGCCUCCUCCUUCACCCAGACAUACUCAAUAAUGUUCAUAUCUGGUAACUGGGCUGGCCAAUCCAGGAGAAACUUUCAUGUGGAGGCUGAAGUAUGAUGGAGCGCUAUCCUGUUGAAGAAUUAGCUUUCUCCUGUGGUUUGUAAUGUAAUGGGCAGCACAUGUGCCUUGAUACCUCAGGCUGUUGAUGUUGCCAUCCACUUUGUACAUACUCUGUGUACCGAUUCCAUUUAUUUUUAGUGUUUUCUCUGAACAAUGUUUACUUUCAGCGGCAUGUAAACUCAAUCACCAUCAGUGAAUAUCACCAUAAACGUUCCUAAGCAUCCUUAAGGUGGAAUGUCAAUUAGCGACUUCAUUCGCCACCUAGAGCGACAAGCAGCUACAAAGUAGCUCCAAGUGUGAGCGAGAUCCUUCUGCUUUUAGUGAUCGAGUGCAAUGUUGUUGUGAGCAUUUAUACUUAAGUGUUCUGUUUGUGCUCUUCCAAAACUCUAGCAGGCACUGGGUAUUAUAUGUUCCACUGUGUUGAGUUUCUUCAGGGUUUUGAGUUUACGUGAGUGUUUUGAGUUCGGUGUUUUGAGUUUACAUCAGAAAUGUAAAUCAGCAUCAGAAAUCAGCUUGAGCUUAACCACUCUCACUGGUAGAGCUGUGAUAAAACAAAGCGCUAUUGGCUUUUAUUUUUUAAAGGGGAGGAGCUACUGUAUGUCCCUCCCUCUCUUCAUCUUUCAGUUGAGAUUACGUCAAAUUGGCCUCACAUUGCUCCGAGCCCCACCCACUCGUCACCACCACCAUCUUGAGCUCUGUGUCGGUCCGAAAUGUAGUUAAAUGUUUUUGAGAGGUGUACAUCAGGGUCUGGCAAAGGGUAUGUGACUUCGAUGGCUACGCCAGACCUAUUGUGCGCACUUGUCGAUGCAAAACUAAAAAAGUAGCCUUUAUGCAUGACUGACAUAUAUGAUAUAUGAACUAAAACGAGUAGACAGAUAUAAGUAACAUUGUAAAGGUAAUAUACUGUAUAACGUUAUACAGUAACGCCAAGCCAAGUAGUUUUUUGUUUGUCGUCGUCUUCUGUGGUAAAGAAACGGUGUGGCAAGUGGUUUCCGCAAGACGUGUCUAUUCCUGGAGCUUCUGCUACGAAUGUGUCUUAUGUCAUGUGUUAUAAGUCGUAUACGUUAGUCGCGUGUAUAACUUGCAUUCGGUCGCAGCAAACGUUAGUGGUUUUAGAGUUAUUGAUUUAAAAAUGAUAAAUAUUUCUGUAUUUCUGACAUGUAGUAAUCCCCUGGUGGCAUAUGGGUUAGUUUGACGAUGGAUUUUCGUACCUUUAGAAGCUUCUAAAAAACGGGCAACUACCUAACGCUAUUAUGUCAUGUGUUAUAAGUCGUAUACGUCAGUCGCGUGUAUAACUUGCAUUCGGUCGCAGCAAACGUCAGUGGUUUAGAGUUAUUGUUUCAAAAAUGAUAAAUGUUUCUGAUAUAUCUGUGUUUCUGACAUGUAGUAAUCCCUUCAUGGCAUAUGGGUUAGUUUGACGAUGGAUUUUCGCACCUUUGGAAGCUUAAAAAAAAGGGCGACUAGCUAACACUAUUAUACAACAUGGAAGAACCAGGAUAAAAUUUAAAGCUACUUCGUUCAUCUGACAGAAGAAAGUCUUAUACACUGAGGAUGGCUUGAGGGUGAAUAAAUUAUGGGCUAAUUUUCAUUUUUGUGUUGACUAUUUAACCUUUAGGGAGAAAAACACUAGGAUCUUUCAGGAGAACAAACAACUUCCAUCAGAUUGAAUAAGCUAAUGUUAUAGCAUCAGAAUGGCAGCUGUUGACAUUUUAUUUUGUAUAGUGUAUAUAUAAUGCAUCACCUAAAUACCAAUGGAGACUUUACUUUUUUAUUUUGUUAGACAUUAGUGUCUUGUAUUAUGAAUAUAUUAACUUGUGGCACUUUCCACAAAUAGGGAUCACUUUUCUAUCAUAAAUAAAUGAUCAAUUAAGUCAUAUUGUUUGAUUUGAUUUGAAUUUCACUUUAAACAAUUCUUCAAACAAAAUACACUUCAUCAUAGUCAACUUAAAGAUUUACUUAUCCAUAUACACUUAAAAUAUAAAUGAAUUUAGCCAGUUCCAAAUGGUGCUUGGAUGAAGCUCAAGAUAAUCUACAGGACUAAAUGCAUCAAAUAUCUGUAUUCUGAAUAAUUCAAUCAUACAAAUUGAAUGUCAUUAAUUUGACAUUCAUCUGAAAUGAAUGUGAUUAGAAUGUUUUUUCAAAUAAUUUGAAAUGGCAAAAACGCAAUGAUUUUUCAUUUCGUAGAGAACAUAGCUGUAUUUAUGGCACAAUUUAAUAAAUAUUUCCAUAUAUAUAUAUAUUUGCUAUAGGAAUGCUAAACGACAAACUUUAAAUGAAAUAAAUAUAAAACAAAUCAGUAUAUUUUAUAUUUAUUUUGACCACCUUGAUUCUUUGCCCACCUUGACACUUAAAAAAAACAAUAAUUAAACGAGGUUUAAUUUUUUUAGAUGUUUUAAGCUGUACUGAAGUUUAAGUAAAUAAAAUAAAUGAAUAUUUAAUUAAAAUUGAUAUAAUAAAUGCUUAAUACUUUUGUCCUACUGAGCUGGACUUUCACCACUUUCAUCUUAACAACAAUAAACCUACACACACAUUUAACCAUCUUUGUGGAAAGUACCUGAUCUCCUUCUGUUUAGAACACAGGUGUCAAACUCAGUUCCCGGAGAGCCGCAGCUCUGCGCAGUUUAGUUUCAACCCUAUUUUAACACACCUGAUCAAACGUAUUGAGUCCUUCAGGCUUGUUUGAAACCUACAGGUAAGUGUGUUGGAGCAGGGCUGGAACUAAACUGUGCAAGGCUGCGGCCCUCCAGGACACCCCUGGUUUCGAUUUUUCCCAAAUCUCCCAUGUAAAUUGUACAAUUGUACACAUAUAUUUAUUUAUUUUUUUAUGUAAAUAACAGUUUUCUAAUCUGAUUUGUGGUUUGUUAAUCUUUUAGAUCUGUAAAAAUUCAAGCAUAAAGGAAGUCAGUCUGAUAAAAAGUCAUUAGACCUUAUUUGUUGGGUCGGGUAUUUCAGAUAAAUGAAGGAUAGUCAUCCAUCCAGAUCAUGCUUUUGUG
This is a messenger RNA of Danio aesculapii, 5612 nucleotides long. It is a transcript of the gene epor, whose product is annotated as erythropoietin receptor. The record is from RefSeq and is a predicted model, not a curated record. NCBI's taxonomy places the organism in Eukaryota, Metazoa, Chordata, Actinopteri, Cypriniformes, Danionidae. Gene Ontology annotation, biological process: positive regulation of cell population proliferation; cytokine-mediated signaling pathway; hemopoiesis. Bases 128 to 1648 code for a protein of 506 amino acids. Gene Ontology annotation, cellular component: external side of plasma membrane; membrane. The transcript has 8 exons. Gene Ontology annotation, molecular function: protein binding; cytokine receptor activity.